AUGAUUAAGGAAGAACAAAACCCUUACACGGAAGUACAUGUCCCUUACGCUAUUGGAUUCUUAUUAGUAAGACCCGGUAAUGAUAUAUGUUAUAAUAUGAUUGAGACAUAUUUCAGUGAAAGUUACAUAACUCAUAAGGAUAUCCAUGAAAGGAGUAAAAAGAUGUUGUCUUACUUUAUAGAACGUUUAGUAGUUGUUGUUAGACAAAACAAAUCGGUUAAAUCAGUCUAUUUCCACAACUUCUAUAAAUUCGAUGGUAUAAUGAUAUUAAAACAUUUGGUUGUAAAUGCUAAGAAAUACACAAUAAAACCACUUAUGAGGAACAAUAGGCUAUACGAGGUUGCCGUAUUUAAUGAUAAUAAACUUAUAUUUAAUCUAAGGGAUUCCUUAACUCUGCUCCCGGGUUCACUUAAAGAUUUAGCUCAAAAUCUCUGUCCUCACUUAGGAAUUAAGGGUUCAAUCAACCAUGACGAUAUAAAACUAGAUAAUCUAAGUUCACUCAAAUAUCAAUUGAUAAAAUAUCUUAAACAGGAUAUCAUUUUAUUGGGUGGGAUAAUCCUUAAGGCUCAAGAUAUAUUGUGGAAUACUUACCAAAUAGAUAUUCUGAAUAAUUUAACAUUAUCAUCACUAGCACUAGCAAUCUUUCGUACUAAUUAUUACGAUCCUAACAUAUGGCCUAUCUAUAUACCUAAUAUUAACGAAGAUACAUUCAUUCGUCGUGGAUACUAUGGUGGUCGUGCUGAUGUUUAUAUGCCAAAAGGAAAUAAUAUUUUAUAUUACGACGUUAACUCUUUAUACCCUUUUAUAAUGAAGUCAUUUUCAAUGCCUACUGGAAAUCCCAACCUGAAAAGCUAA
Messenger RNA from Vicia villosa (hairy vetch), 855 nucleotides. RefSeq names its product DNA polymerase-like. Bases 1 to 855 code for a protein of 284 amino acids. NCBI's taxonomy places the organism in Eukaryota, Viridiplantae, Streptophyta, Magnoliopsida, Fabales, Fabaceae. The transcript has a single exon. Gene Ontology annotation, biological process: DNA replication. The record is from RefSeq and is a predicted model, not a curated record. Gene Ontology annotation, molecular function: DNA binding; nucleotide binding; DNA-directed DNA polymerase activity.